CAGUUUCUUUCUUUAAAAGAGCAAAGGAUUAUUUUUUAUUACAAUAUAAAGCAUUACAUAUACUGCACUCAAAUAAAUGUAUUUUAAAUUUAUAAACUAUGCUCGAUGUUAGUGCAUCUUGUCGUACAUGUAUUAAAAAUAAUGUUACUUUAUUUAAUCUUCAUGAACCUACUCAAUUAGAAGAAAACUAUUGUAAGAUACCAUUGGCUGACCUAUUGUUGGAUUGUUUAUCAAUACAAAUUUCAGAUGAUGAUGGUCUUCCUCAAAAAAUCUGUAGCGAUUGCGCUAAAGCACUGCACUUCAUUUAUAAUUUUCGGAAACAAGCCUUUGAUGCGGAAAAAGGUUACAAAACAUUGCUGGCCGAUUUAAAUAAACAAGAGCUUUAUGAUGAAGAGUCUAUAAAAGUAGAAUUUGAAGUUAAAUCUGAAAUUGUUGACCAGUUCGAGGCUUUUGAUGAAUUUGUAUCAGAGGAGACUGAUCCAAGUAAUGAGAUAGCCGAACAAAUUGAGAAAGUGUUUGAGUGUAAUACCUGCCACAAACAAUAUACUAAGGAAAAGAAAUUUCUUAAGCAUUUGAUGGUGCAUGAUGUACCACCAUUGUUAUGUUCAUUUUGUGGCAAAUCUUUUCACAAACAAGCAUCCUUGGAUAGACACAUUUCAAAACAGUGCAAAAAUUUAAAUAAAUGUAAUAUAUGCUCAAAAGAUUUUGCCACAGAACCCCUCCUUUUAGAACACAUGAAAAUACAUUCAAAUGUUGAAAUUAAGACUGAAAUAGAAAUAAGAGAUGAGACCAAACAGUUCAGAUGUACUGAUUGUGAUAUGGUGUUUAGUAAAAUUAGGUCCCUCGCUAUGCAUAAGAAGAAACACAAAAACAAGCCUAACGAUUACAUAUAUCAAUGUGAUAUUUGUAUGAAAGAAUUUAAAAUGAAAUCCCUCCUUAAAAGGCAUAUAGGUAUACAUAGCUCAGAUAAACAAUACUCAUGCCAAAAAUGCCCUAAACAAUAUUCAAGAAGGGAUCAGUUUUGUGAGCACUUAAAAAGGCAUGAUCAUGGCAAGGGAAAUGUUUGUUCUUAUUGUAAUAAAGCAUUCACACAGCUGUGCAGUUUAAAGGACCACCUGAGGACGCAUACCGGCGAGACCCCGUUCCUUUGUUCGGAAUGCGGCAAGGGCUUCAACAACAGCUCUAAUUUGCGUCAGCAUAUGAUGCGCCACACUGGAGUCAAACCGUUUGCUUGCUCAGUAUGUCCUAAAACCUUCUGUACAAAAGGUCAAAUGACAUGUCAUAUGACCACCCACACCGGUAUCCACCCGUACAAGUGCGAACAGUGCGGUGCUUCGUUCACCAAACCGAGCUCGUUGAAGAAGCACAACUUGAUACAUUCCGGCUUGAGACCGUUCGUAUGCGACACAUGUAACAUGCGGUUCACGUGUAAGGAUCACCUGAACCGGCACUGUCGCAUCCACACCGGCGAGAAGCCCUACAAGUGCAAGUACUGCGAGCGCGCCUUCUCGCAGAGCAACGAUCUCGUCAAACACACCAGGCAACACGUCGGACAGAACACAUACCAGUGUUCUUUGUGCUGCUUGAGAUUCCGUCUUAAAAGUGAACUGAAUCAACACUACCCAAUCCACUACGUGAACGGGGAAGAACCUCCCGUAGUGCCUAUAGACAAAGAACAUAGUGCUCCCAUACUGAUGUUGAAACCUGACCAUACAGCCAAGGAUAACGCAGCGUUGGCGCUGGACCCGCCUGAAGGCAUCAUUGAGAAGGAGUUUCACAAAGACAAUGUCGAUAGAACUAUCACAAUUACGAUAAGUAGAAACGGAUUAGAUAAAAAUGGUUUAGCUGGCGAUAUUACAAUUAACAUUAACCCAGAGAAAAGUUAAUGAAUAUUCUAUAACCAAAUUUGUAUCUUUAAAACUGUCGUUGCCGUUAAUCAUGGGACUGAUGGGGGGGGGGUAGUGAACUGUCACGUUUGUUUUGUUGAAUGUUCGGUCCGGUGUCUAUAUUUAAUCGUU
Messenger RNA from Diatraea saccharalis (sugarcane borer), 2018 nucleotides. The record is from the annotation of a GenBank genome assembly. NCBI's taxonomy places the organism in Eukaryota, Metazoa, Arthropoda, Insecta, Lepidoptera, Crambidae.